This is a messenger RNA of Naumovozyma castellii, 5070 nucleotides long. It is a transcript of the gene SPO14, whose product is annotated as phospholipase D. The coding region runs from base 1 to 5070 and encodes 1689 amino acids. NCBI's taxonomy places the organism in Eukaryota, Fungi, Ascomycota, Saccharomycetes, Saccharomycetales, Saccharomycetaceae. The record is from RefSeq and is a predicted model, not a curated record. The transcript has a single exon.
AUGGGGCCAUUGAAAGAGGGUUCUGUAAUUCCUGGAAUAUCAGAAGCGAGUGAGCUGCGAAAGGAAGAAGAAAUACCCAUUGAAGAUGGAAGGAGAGGAGAUGUAGACACAAACAUGGCGAAUCAACCUGAUAAACACAGAAAAAAUGUACAAAAGCAUAUAAAUGGUUCAAGGGAUAAUAUAUCUGCAAGCAGCGGUUCUCUAUUUUCUCCAGAUCAGGAGGCAACACUUAAAAAUCUUUCUUUUCAGGGUGUUCCUAAUUCUGCAUUGAGCCGUCCUGCCACAAAUCUUAACUCUAUUCAAAGUACCAACGAAAAUACCCCAUAUUUUCCAGCUGAUCUUAAUCGUCAUGGUAAUGUUACGCGCAGGUCUACGGGCCAGAUACCACAUGCACAAUUUAAAGCUGGCGAAGGGAAUAAUAGCACUUCUAAACUGGAACAACGCCCCACACACCAUAAAAGAAGAUCAAUAAUAGGCUCUAUUGAUGGUAGGAUAAAUACUAAUAACUGGGGGAAAGAAUUUGGUGAUGCAUUCAAGAGGCUUUCAGUGAUGUCCAAAUUAAAACUACAAAAAAAAUAUCAAGCCAUAAAUGAACAGUUAUAUGAUAAUGAAAUCAAUGAACAAGAUAUACCUACCCAAAAGUUAGCUUCUGAUCUGAUUGAUUCACUUCUGGCAGGUUCACCCGGUGCUUUAUUCGCUAGUACAAUAUUUUUACGUGAUGAACAUGGAAAUAGAAGGGCUCCAUUACUUUUGGCAAUGCUAGAAGUAAGAGUUCAACCGAUCUAUGGUCCAAUUUCGUCUGAUUCAUCUGGUGGCGAGGAAGAUGACGAAGAUGAAGAAGAAGAGGAAGGAGGAGGCAAUGAUACUAGUAUCACAAACAGAAAUCAAAGUAAUGCUGAUGUAACGCACCCUACAAACGAAAAUUAUUCUUCUCACCCUAGAAAUGAACAUGCAGAUAAUAAUGAUAUAUCUUCAAGAAGGACAAGUUUAGGCAGCUUCCAAUCUAAAUCCAAAAAAAAGUAUGUGGAGAAAAACAACGAUUAUACAAUGUUUAAUUUAAAUUUAGAAUAUGGUGUGGGAUCAAGACGACAGAAAUGGUCUAUUAUUAAAAGUUAUAAAGAAAUUGCAACUUUACACAACACAUUGAAACUUAUUUUUCUGCAACAAUUAGCAGCCAAUAAACUUUAUAUAAAUAAUGGAAAAGUUGGAAAUAUUCGAUUACCUAAAUUUCCUAAAUUUCCCAAGAAUGCAUUGAAAAGAAAUCAUCAUUUGGAAAGAAGGCGAUCUUCUACCCGUGAAAAUGUUAAUAAUACUUCUGGUAUUGGAUUAUCUUCUUCAGCAUCAACGAGAUUUUCAUCUCCAUCUCUCAAUAUAGAAUCUGCAUUGAGCGAUAACACUUCUUUAUCUGAUUCGCGUCAUUCUUCAUUAUUUGCAUUCAACAUUAAUGACAUUAAGAUGAAACAUUUAGAUGAUUUAAUUGCUGAAGAAGAUACCCCUUAUCAACCAAUGCAUUUGAGGCUAGAAAGGUAUCUAAGACUAUUAAACCUUGCACUGUGUCUAAGACCCCAAGCUAAUAGACUUUGUGAAUUUUAUGAGUUUUCACCUAUUGGCAAUUUAUUGAGCUACGAAAACGGCUAUCAGGGAAAGGAAGGCUCAUUACAUAUAUCAUCAUCAGCCAAAACACAAGGGUGGAGAUUUUCACAUUUGAAUACAAAUGAUUUUAAAGAGAUGGUGGAAAGACACACAGAUAAAUGGUUCCUUGUAAGGCAUUCAUACAUAACAUAUGUGUCAGAUUUAUGUUCCACCACCCCACUUGAUGUGUUCUUAGUCGAUUCAAUGUUUAAAAUCCACCUUCCAGGUUUCAAUAAAAAAAAAUAUGAAGAGCUAAUGGAAGCAGAUGUGGAUUGGAGUAAGGCCAAAUCUAAAAAAUUAUCAACAAAACUUUUAAUCACUUUAGAAAACAGUGAGAGAAAGAUCACACUGGUUUGCAAGUCUGAAUACAAUAUGAAACAAUGGUCAAGGUCAAUUAAACAUAUGCUAAAGUCAACGAUAUGGUCCCAACCUCAUAGGUUUAAAAGUUUUGCCCCCGUCAGAAAAAAUGCAUUUUGUAAAUAUCUAAUUGAUGGUCGUGAUUAUUUUUGGGCACUGAGUGAGGCUAUACCCAUGGCAGAAGAUGUCAUAUAUAUUCAUGAUUGGUGGUUAACACCUGAAUUAUAUCUAAGACGCCCUAUUGAUGGUAAUCAAGAAUAUAGAAUUGAUAGACUUUUGAAAGAACGUGCUGAAAAGGGUGUAAAAAUAUUUAUUGUUGUUUAUAGAAAUGUUGGAACAACUGUCGGUACAGAUAGUUUAUGGACUAAACACUCAAUGUUAAAUUUACAUCCCAACAUACAUUUGAUCAGAUCACCUAACCAAUGGAAGCAAAAUAUUUUCUUUUGGGCUCACCAUGAAAAAUUUGUUGUCAUUGAUCACACAAUUGCCGUUGUUGGUGGUAUCGAUCUUUGUUAUGGUCGUUAUGACACUCCACAACAUGCUUUAAGAGAUGACAUUGAAGAUCUUAAAAAGCAGAACUUCCCUGGAAAGGAUUAUUCCAAUGCGAGGGUUAGUGAUUUCUAUGCUCUAAAUAAGCCAUUUGAAUCUAUGUAUGAUAGGAAAGAAAUCCCAAGAAUGCCCUGGCAUGAUGUUCAAAUGAUGACAGUGGGAGAACCAGCAAGAGACUUAGCCAGACAUUUUGUUCAAAGAUGGAAUUACCUACUGAGAGAGAAACGGCCGAGCAGAUUGACUCCGUUACUAACUCCUGCUAACGAUUUUACAAAGGAGGAGCUAGAGAACUCACCAUUCUUUCAAGUACUUAAGGGUAAAUCAACUUGUGAAGUCCAAAUUGUUAGAAGUGCAGGUGCUUGGUCACUAGGUAUCAAAGAGAUAGAAAGUUCCAUCCAAAUGGCAUAUUUAAAAUUAAUUGAGACCAGCCAACAUUAUGUAUAUAUUGAAAACCAAUUCUUCGUCACAAGUUCAAGUUGGGAUGGUGUGAUUAUUGAAAAUAAAAUCGGUGAUGCUCUCGUGGAUAGAAUUAUUAGAGCAAACAAUGAUGGAAAAGUUUGGAAGGCGAUCAUUGUAAUUCCGUUGAUGCCCGGAUUUGAUCAUCCUAUCGAUGAAGCAGAAGCUUCUAGUAUCCGUGUGAUCACACAAUGUCAGUACCAAAGCAUAUCCCGUGGUGAAACAUCAAUCUUUGCUCGUUUACGGAAAUUAAACAUUAAUCCUACAAACUAUAUUCAGUUCUUCUCAUUAAGAAAAUGGUCCACGAUUGGGCCACAUGAUAAACUGAUGACUGAACAAUUGUACGUACAUGCAAAGAUAUUAAUAAGUGAUGAUAGAAGUUGUAUCAUUGGAAGUGCGAACAUCAACGAAAGAUCACAACUUGGAGACAGAGAUAGUGAAGUGGCAGUAGUUAUUAGAGAUACAGAUUUAGUCAAGAGUAAAAUGAACGGUCAAGAAUAUCUUGCUGGCCGAUUUGCAUGGGAAAUGAGACAACGAUUAAUGAGAGAACAUCUCGGUUGUGAUGUUGAUUUAGUCGAAGUUGUGGAGAGACAAUUUGGUAAACUUGAAAAGUUUGCAACUGACAAUUUUGAAAGUUUACAAACCAUUGGAAAUAGUGACGUCCCCUUUUCAGAUGAGGAAAAAAUCAUGUCAGCUAUGAUCGAAUUGGGAUAUCGUGAAGUAUUUGAUAAGGAAUAUAGUUCAGAAUGGUAUCAGCUUCAUAAAAAAGGAAAACAAAAUGAAAGUUUUAUUCGUACUAAUAUCAACGAGAACGUUGCUGAGGAUUUCGACGAAGUAAGCAGUGUUCUCGAUCCAUUGGAGACAACAAGUGGGAAGAUGAAAUUACCAAAAAGAAAGGAAUAUCAGACCAUCUAUCGGAACGAAUAUCAAGCACCGCUACAUUCUUUUAAUUAUAGAGCAGGUGCUGAGAAUAAAGGUAUGAGAGAAAAGAAAUCUGUUAGUACUGAUGCAAGGUUGGAACAUAACCCGGAACACACAGCGGAAGUAAAUGGUGAUGGACCUGAUGGUUGGAAGAAAGUCACUCCUGAAUUUAAAGAAUCUGUUACGGAACAAUUACGAGAAUGGGCUUUUAGAGUAUUGGCGACUAAAACGGUAGAUGGGAAAAAGAAGCCAAAACAUGAUUUCCUACCCGAUAGCAUUGAUAUUGAACGAUAUUUAAAAGAUCCUUCGGUUACUGACCUCAAAAAAUGGGACAUGCUGAAACGUAUAUGUUACUUACAACACCUAUCAUAUAAGAUUAAAAUGGAUAAGAAGGAACCGUCCGUUCCUGUCGAAGUGGAAAAAGAUAUGGGCAGUAUAGAUAUUAAUGAAGAUGAGCUUGAUGAUGAUGAAGUUGAUGAGCUGCUAGCACAGAUAGCACCCUCCAUCUGUCAGGGAGAUACUGUUACUGGUCAACUACUAAACUUGAGAUUUAUUGAUCCAUACUCAUUCGAAGAUCCCCUAGAUGUAUCAUUCUACGAAGAUAUUUGGCUUGCUAUAGCACUAAGAAAUACCCUCAUUUACCGAUAUGUGUUUCAUUGUCAGCCUGACAAUGAAGUGCAAAGUUGGAGAGAUUAUAAGGAAUUUAAUAAGUUAUUCAAUGAGUUUUCUGUGGAACAAAACAAAUCAAUCGAACGAACUGCAAAAAGGAUGGCUACUAACUCCAAAGCAUCACAAACAAGUUCUUCUUCUACUGAGUCGCAGGAUAACUUACAAAUUCCCAAGAGUGAAAAUGCUACAAUUGAAAAGGGCGAAAAGGUUAAAGAUGUCCCUACGGAACCUGGGAAGGAUCUUCUAGAAGAGGCUCAAGACAAAAUAAAGAAGGAAGCUGUAUCCAGAAUAAAAAUGAGAUUUUCAAAUAGUAUCCUUUACGGUUUCAAGCCCAGAAUUUUCACAAGAUAUACUGCGAGGAAGAUGUUGGAGAGAGUUCAUGGCCAUUUGGUGUUAUUCCCAACUGAAUGGUUGUCCAAGGAACUAGAUUCGAAGAAUUGGUUCUAUAGUAUGGACAGACUUCCACCGAUUACUAUAUAUGAUUAG